Erigeron canadensis is the source of this 1969-nucleotide messenger RNA. RefSeq names its product delta(24)-sterol reductase. NCBI's taxonomy places the organism in Eukaryota, Viridiplantae, Streptophyta, Magnoliopsida, Asterales, Asteraceae. Gene Ontology annotation, cellular component: cytoplasm; membrane. The transcript has 3 exons. Gene Ontology annotation, molecular function: FAD binding; oxidoreductase activity, acting on the CH-CH group of donors, NAD or NADP as acceptor. The record is from RefSeq and is a predicted model, not a curated record. The coding region runs from base 129 to 1832 and encodes 567 amino acids. Gene Ontology annotation, biological process: steroid metabolic process.
UCAAUCAAACACACAGCACCAGCUUCCCUACUUUCCUCACCAUUUCCAUCCUCAAAAGACCCGACCCGUUUCAGGUUCGGAUCUUGACUGCAUUUCUGCUUUACUUUUCUGGAUCUUCAUUUUCCAAAAUGUCGGACCUUGAGGCCCCAUUGGUACGCCCCAAAAGAAAGAAGAUCUGGGUUGACUAUUUCGUCCAGUUCAGAUGGAUUAUUGUCAUAUUUGUUGUACUUCCCAUCUCUUUUACUUUGUACUUCCUCACUUAUCUUGGAGAUGUUAGAUCCGAGUGGAAGUCCUACAAGAAACGUCAAAAGGAGCAUGAAGAAAACGUCCAGAAAGUAGUCAAACGUCUAGAGGAAAGAAAUCCAUCAAAAGAUGGGCUUGUAUGUACUGCCAGAAAGCCCUGGAUUGCUGUUGGAAUGAGAAAUGUUGACUACAAACGAGUCCGGCAUUUUGAAGUUGACCUUUCGGCUUUCCGUAACAUUAUUGAGAUCGAUCAAGAGAGAAUGAUUGCAAAAUGUGAGCCAUUGGUCAACAUGGGUCAAAUAACUCGAGCCACGGUUCCAUUGAAUCUUGCACUUGCUGUUGUUGCUGAGCUUGAUGAUCUUACCGUCGGUGGGCUGAUAAAUGGGUAUGGAAUUGAGGGAAGCUCACAUUUAUAUGGUCUCUUUUCCGAUACUGUUGUUGCAUAUGAAAUAGUCCUUGCAGGUGGGCGUGUAGUUAGAGCUACAAAAGAUAAUGAGUUUUCCGACCUUUUCUAUGCAAUCCCGUGGUCUCAAGGAACUUUAGGGUUGCUUGUUUCGGCCGAAAUCAAACUUAUACCCAUUAAAGAAUACAUGAAGUUGACUUACACACCCAUAAGAGGUAGUGUAAAAGAACUUGGACAAGCAUAUAUCGACUCAUUUGCUCCACCAUUUGGCGAAGAAGACAGUGAAAAUGUUCCGGACUUUGUGGAAACGAUGAUAUACAAUCCUCAUGAAGGUGUUUGCAUGACGGGCAAAUAUGCAUCCAAAGAAGAGGCGAAGAAAAAAGGGAACAAAAUUAAUAGCGUCGGCUGGUGGUUCAAGCCAUGGUUCUACCAACAUGCUCAAACGGCACUUAAAAAGGGGGAAUUUGUUGAGUACAUUCCGACCAGGGAGUAUUACCAUAGACACACACGGUCUUUGUAUUGGGAAGGGAAGCUAAUUCUUCCUUUUGCUGAUCAAUGGUGGUUUAGGUAUCUGCUUGGUUGGUUGAUGCCUCCAAAGGUUUCUUUGCUUAAAGCUACCCAAGGUGAAGCUAUUAGAAACUAUUACCAUGAGAUGCAUGUAAUCCAGGAUAUGCUUGUUCCGCUUUAUAAGGUUCCUGAUGCUUUGGAAUGGGUCGACCGUGAAAUGGAGGUAUAUCCCCUUUGGCUUUGCCCACACCGACUGUACAAGCUCCCCUGCAAGACCAUGGUGUAUCCCGAGCCAGGGUUUGAGCAACAAUGCAGACAAGGUGACACCCCAUAUGCUCAGAUGUACACAGAUGUAGGGGUCUACUACUCACCUGGACCUGUAUUGAGGGGUGAGGUGUUUGAUGGGGCUGAAGCGGUACGUAAAAUGGAGAGUUGGUUGAUAGAAAAUCAUGGGUACCAGCCACAGUACGCGGUUUCUGAGCUCAAUGAGAAGAACUUCUGGAGGAUGUUUGAUGCAGGGCUUUAUGAGCAGUGUAGGAACAAGUAUGGAGCCGUGGGAACGUUUAUGAGCGUGUAUUAUAAAUGUAAAAAGGGUAGGAAGACUGAGAAGGAGGUUCAGGAAGCAGAGCAAGCUCAAGUUGAAGGUCCGUAUGCAGAAACUGAUGAGCCCAUUGAAUAGGUUAUGAAUUUAAACAGUCGACUAAGUGCUGUGGUGAAUUGAAACCGUGCUAUUGUUUGUUGCAUGUACUUGCUGCAACAUUUUUCUCCUGUGUGUCACAACUUCUUCUAAUUUAAUGUGAUUUAGACUUUCAUAUA